Molecule: messenger RNA, 5184 nt
Organism: Closterium sp. NIES-65
Lineage: Eukaryota; Viridiplantae; Streptophyta; Zygnematophyceae; Desmidiales; Closteriaceae
Source: the annotation of a GenBank genome assembly
AUGAGGCCUCAGAAUCCUCCCCCGGGCUGGCGCCCCUCUCCACCCGGCGCCGCUCCCCCGUACGGCCCGCCUCCGGGAACCGCUCCGCCAGCACGACCAGGUUUCCCCCCGGGCCAGCACCCCCCGCAGCAACCCGGAUUUCCGCGCGGACCCCCUAGUCUGGGCCAAGUUCCGCCUGGUGCGCCGGGAUCCGCGCAGCCGCCUGGCGCAAGGCCCGCCGGACCUCCGUUCCCUGGGGGACCGUUCGCCGGCCCUCCGCCGGGUUCACGGCCCGCAGGUCCGCCUCCCCCGGGGGUUGCGCCGCCCGGCGCGCGGGGCCCGCCAGCUGGAUUUGCGGGUCCGCCUGCGGGUUUCCAAGGGCCUCCCGCGGGUGGCCCGCCAGGAGGAGCAGCCCGUCCGCCUGGCCCCUUCGCGGGCCCCCCGGGGGGUGGACCGCGCCCUGGCGGUCCUCCGCCGGGUUCCGCUCCGCCAGGCGCCGCUCCCCCUGGCGCGCCCCGCCCCAGCGGUCCCCCUUCCGGAUACCCCGGUGCGCCGCAGCAGUACCCUGGCUACCCCCCGCAGCAGCAGGCCCCCCCGCCGCCGGCGCAAUCCCGCCCUCCGCCCACCGGACCCGCGCCGUACGGUCCGCCAUCGUACGGCGCUCCGCCGCAGCCGGCGCAGCCAGGCGCGCCCCUUAACGCGCCCGGAGGCCCUCCCCCGCCCUUCGGAGCGCCUCACCCUCCGCCUGGCGCUGCGCCGCCGUCAUGGGGGGGAGCCGCCACGCAAUCCGCUCCGCCAACCCAGCAGAUGAGCGCGCUAGCUAUGGGCAGCCCUCCGCCUACCAUCCCGGGGCAAUACGGUGGUCCGCCCGGGUCCACCCCAGGGCAAUACGCGCAGCAUACUCCGCCUCCGCCUGGAUCCGCGCCGGGGCAGUACGGGCAGCAUGCGCCGCCUCCGCCGUUCUCCGCCGCUCCCCCGACAGGCCCUCCGCCUGGCGGAGCCAUGAUGCCCGGCGCGGGACCUCCGCCGCCCUUCGGCGCCCCCCCGACAGCUGGCGCGGCGCAGCGACGCGCGUAUCCCAUGCCCGCGGGAACGGUAAUCCCCUGGAAUGCAGCUGCCCUCCCCUGGGAUGGGCGCGCGCGGCAGCCCAUGGCGCCCUUCACGGGUCCCCGGGCAUGGGCGGGCAUGCGCCCCCCUCCCCCGGGAUGGGUGCGCGGCAGUCCAUGGCGCCCUUCACAGCCCAGGCGGCGGGGCAGCAGGGGUCCGCGCCCUAACCUCCCCCACCAACCCCUCUUCCUCCCUCACCUGCUCCAGCCCCCAGGCGUGGGCGCGCCCCCCCAGUCCCCGGGUAUGGGCGCGCAUCCACCCUCCCCCGGGAUGGGCGCGCGGCAGCCCAUGGCGCCCUUCACAGGGCAGGCGGCGGGGCAGCAGGGGUCGGCGCCCGGGUCUCGGAUCGACCCCAACCAGAUCCCGCGCCCCCCGCCCCCCUCGGACGCGUUUCUCUUUGAGACACGAGUGAACGGCACGGCUAACCUACCACCGGCCGCCACGUCAUCGUUUGUGGUCCGCGACACGGGUAACUGCAGCCCCCGGUUUAUCCGAGCGUCUUUGAACCAGAUACCUCUCUCUGCGGAUCUUCUCACCACCUCCGCCAUGCCUCUCAGCAUCAUGAUCCAGCCGUUCGCCCUGCAGGACCCGGCUGAUACCCCCGUGCAUGUGGUAGACUUUGGAGAGAUGGGGCCCGUCAGGUGCCACCGCUGCAAGGCAUACAUCAACCCGUUCAUGCGAUUCGUGGACCACGGGAGGAAGUUCAUCUGCAAUCUGUGUGGCGUCUCCAACGAGACUCCCCGUGAGUACGUGUGCAACCUCGGCCCGGAUGGCAGGCGACGAGACGCGGACGAGAGGCCAGAAUUGAUGCACGGGAGCGUGGAGUUUGUGGCUCCCAAGGAGUACUCGGUGAGUGCAGCUGUGGGCUCUUCCGUGGAUCUGCUUCUGGAGCUGCCUCUGCAGCCUCUUCUGCCUCUGCAGCCUCUUCUGCCUCUGCAGCCUCUUCUGCCUCUUCUGCCUCUUCUGUCUUGCCACUUUCCAUCUUCUUCCAAAUCUGCCGCGCUUUCUUCCCUCUUUGUCCACCCCAUUCCACCCGCUCUCAUUCAGAUCCGUGAUGCCACGCCACCAGUCUACUUCUUCCUUCUUGAUAUCCGCGAUGCCAUGCCCCCGGUUUACUUCUUCCUGCUCGAUGUUUCUUUCAACGCUGUGGCGUCCGGGGCUGCCUCGGCUGCGUGCUCCUCCAUCUCUCGCAUUCUGCAGGACCUGCCUGAGGGCGGUCGCACGCUCGUUGCCUUUGCCACCUUCAACUCCACCAUCCAAUUCUACAGCCUCAACAGCUCCCUGGCGCAGAGGUCAUGUGGCCUGUAUGUAAGUAACCCUCUUGCCUCCCCACCUGCAGCCGUACAUGCUGGUGGCCCAGAGGUAGAGGACGUGUACGCCCCCCUGCCGUCCGACCUCACCAAACCUUACUGUACCACUUAUCGUCCCCUACAAACCCCCCACCCACCCCUGCCUUUCCCCCUGCAGCCGUCCAUGCUGGUGGUACCAGAAGUGGAAGACGUGUACACUCCCCUGGCAUCAGACCUUGCCAAACUUUCCCCAUCACAACCCGUGCCCCCCUCCCGCCUCCAGCCGUCCAUGCUGGUGGUGCCUGAAGUGGAAGACGUGUACACUCCGCUGCCCUCUGACCGCAUCGUGCCUGCACGCACCCACUUCCCCCCUCCUCCCCUCCCUUUCAUCUCCCGCCUCCAGCCGUCCAUGCUGGUGGUGCCUGAAGUGGAAGACGUCUACACCCCCCUGCCCUCUGACCUCAUCGUUCCGCUUGACGAGGCGCGGGAGAGGCUGCAGCAGCUGCUGGAGUCGAUCCCCCAGAUGUUUGCAGAGACACGUGUGGCUGACUCAUGCCUGGGCGCAGCGCUGCAGGUGGGGGAUGGGUCGGUGUGGGAGCGGCUGCAGCAGCUGUUGGAGUCGAUUCCUCAGAUGUUUGCCGAAACACGUGUUGUUGACUCAUGCCUGGGAGCCGCGCCGCAGGGUGCUUUCCUAGCCAUGAAGAAAACAGGAGGCCGGAUCCUAGCCUUCCAGUCAGAAUCCAGAGGGAGGGCAAGCGCGUUAGUGGCGGAUAAAGACGUGCUGAGGCUGCUGAAGCUGCUGCAGCUCAACGACAAGCAGCUCACAUCCUUCCCCCCCCUCUUCCUUCUACCCCGUCCCACCUUCCCUGUUCCUUCUGCCCCGUCCGCAGUUCUUCCUUCUGUUGGCAUCGGAUCACUUUCCUCUCGGGAAGCAGAGGGACGAGCAAACGCCACCGUUGCAGAUAAAGACGUGCUGAAGCUGCUGCAGCCAAAUGACAAGCAGCUGAGGCCGAUGGCGGAAGAAAUGGCAGAUUUCCAAGUGGCGGUGGAUGUGUUUCUGACCACGCAGGGGUUCGCCGAUGCAGCUUCGAUUGCUGUCAUUCCCCGGAUCACAGGCGGACAGCUCUACAGCUACUACCCCUUCAGUGCCGCUCACGACGGGGGUAAACUGCAUAAUGACCUGCGCUGGGCCGUGAGACGGCCGCACACGUUCGAAGGGGUUAUGAAAGUGCGGUGCAGCCAGGGCCUGUCUGUGUCCGAUUACUUUGGCAACUUUCACCGCCGCAUCCCUGCCGAAAUAUAUCUGCCAGCGAUGGACGGCGACAAGGCCACCAUGGCAACCAUCAAGCCGUUCCUGCUCUCACCCUGUGUUAUGGACAGUGACAAGGCCAUCAUGGCAACCGUCAAGCACGAUGAGAAACUCGCAGAGAACAGCGAAGCCUGCUUUCAGGUGGGCCUCUGUUGCUCUCAGGUGGGUCUCUGUUGCUCUCAGGUGGGUCUCUGUUGCUCUCAGUGCGCCAUUCUCUACACCACCACCACGGGGGAGAGGCGUGUGCGAGUGCACACCCUCUCGCUGCCCACCACGGCCUCUCUGGCCUCUGUGUUCCGCGGGGCUGAUCUGGACGCGCAAUUCGCGUACAUGCUCAAGACAGGGGCUGAUCUGGACGCGCAAUUCGCGUACAUGCUCAAGACAGGGGCUGAUCUGGACGCGCAAUUCGCGUACAUGCUCAAGACAGCUGCUGCGGACGUGGUAACCCACCCGGUGCAGCCAGUGCGAGACGCAGCAGUGCAGGCGGCAGUGAGCAUUCUUCACACCUACCGCAAGUUCUGUUUAUCCUUUUGCUCUCCCCAUCCCCCUUCAACCUCUUCUCCUCUCCCCCCUACAGCUGCUGCGGAUGUGGUAACGCAUCCCGUGCAGCCAGUGCGAGACGCAGCAGUGCAGACGGCAGUACGCAUUCUCUACACCACAACUACCACUGCAAGUCCCAUUUCGUAUUUUCCUUUUCCCCAUUCCUCUCUCUUUCCUGCAGCUGCUGCGGACGUGGUGACUCACCCUGUGCAACCAGUGCGGGACGCAGCAGUGCAGACGGCAGUGAGCAUUCUCUACACCUACCGCAAGUUCUGUGCCACUGCCUCAUCUUCUGGGCAACUUAUCUUGCCAGAAGCACUCAAGCUGCUGCCCUUGUACACCCUGGCCCUCCUCAAGUCACAGGGUCUGAGGGGAGACGUGAAGGUGGACGAGGGCUCCGCCUGGCUGGCGAGAGCUCAUCCCCAUCAGCACCUCUCGGCGAUUCCCUGCCACUAUGUUCCACCAUCCCCAUCACCACUAUGUUCCAUUCCACUAUCCCCAUCACCACUAUGUUCCAUUCCACCAUCCCCAUCACCACUAUGUUCCAUUCCACCAUCCCCAUCACCGCCCCCCCUUGCCACCACCCCUACCCCCCCUCUUUCCCCCCCAGCGCUCCUCGAGUCACAGGUUCUGAGGGGAGACGUGAAGGUGGACGAGCGGUCGGCCUGGCUGGCAAGAGUGCGCACCAGCUACUUGUUGCCAACACGUCUCGUAUUUCCGUCCUCUGUGCACUCUCCUUCCUUGACCCCCAUCCCUCCAUCACCCCAUCCCCCCCUCCUCCAGCCCUCCUCAACCCUCCUCAAGUCGCAGGGUCUGAGGGGAGACGUGAAGGUGGACGAGCGGUCGGCCUGGCUGGCGAGAGUGCGCCCCCUCUCUGCGUCGCUCUCUGUGCCCUUGGUCUACCCGCGCCUCUUUGCCCUGCACCACCUGCUCAAGGACGCAGCGAAUCAGGUGAGAUGA